GCUGAUGGGGUCUCGUCGUUGGCUUCUACAAGAUGGGUUGUUGCUUCUCCUUUUUGUCGCGUGAUAGUAACCAACCGCCACAUGCGAUUGCGACAGGAGGUAUCACCACCACCGAAGAACAGCAACUACAACAACAACAACAACAACAGCAACAGCAACAAUGUACAGACGUCUCGCCUACCCCCGAGAUUCACGCCGCCACAACUUCCACCAUUGUAUCCAAUACCUCCGCCUCGCAAAUCGCCAGACCAACGACUCGUCGUCGCGGGCCUCCGGUCAACCAGUUCCCCCUGAGUGAGCACUUCAAUGCGCCGAUCCGUCCGCACGUCUGGUACAGCAAGCGUCGGGCAUGGACGCGCGCUCAACUAGAUCGGGAGCGACAGGAGUUCUUUGAGACGAGGGUGACGGGGCGGUCGGAGAUAUGGGCUGCUCUAGCGGCUGCGCUUACGUUCAUGCGUGAGAAUAAUGACCUUGCGACGGCGCAGAGUAUCAUUGAUGCUGCUGGUAUUACUGUUCCUACGGGUGAUGUCUGUCAGGGCUGCUAUGAUGAACAAGGCGUGUUGUACCGGUUGCCGCAGUGUAUUGUGAGCGAUCCGGAGAAUAUGGUACAAGCGGAUCGCGCGGAUGAUUACUCCGACGUGGAUGACGAUGAUAUGUCUAAGUUGGUCGAUGACGACGCGUCGGGCGAUGAGCUUAUUUCAGAUGAUCUUGAGAAACGUCGGGAUGAGAAGGGCAAGACCAGCGAGCGGGAUCUUAUUAGUGUGAGAGCUCGACUUAGCGACAGGGGUGGGUUGGACCUUGUCGUGUCUGUUGGGAAGAAUCGAAGUGUUGGUUUCAUUGCGCGCAAGAUUCGACAGGAAGCCGAUAUCGACCGACAUCAAACAGUCAGAAUUGCAUAUCUAGGCAAAGUCCUUAGAGGACACUCGUCAUUACCAGACCAGGGUUGGGAGCCGGGCCAUGUCAUCAAUGCAUUUAUCGCCCCUCAUCCUUCUGCGUCGUGACGACCGGUCCCUUUUUCCCAAAAUAACCUGCUUAAUGCCCCCUACGCUCUCUUACUCCUUUCCUAAUCAUUAGCGAUGGCCACCGUGUUCUGGCGUUUGUUGUCUCUGGAUUUGCAUAAUACCCCCCAUCAUGCGGUUUUCUUGUUUUGAUUUAUUCUAUCUUCCAUUUUUGUAUCUUUCUUAUCUACAUACUUGGUGUCAUUUACCUUUCCUAG
This is a messenger RNA of Aspergillus glaucus CBS 516.65, 1216 nucleotides long. RefSeq lists its product as uncharacterized. Lineage: Eukaryota; Fungi; Ascomycota; Eurotiomycetes; Eurotiales; Aspergillaceae. The record is from RefSeq and is a predicted model, not a curated record. The transcript has 3 exons. The coding region runs from base 33 to 1001 and encodes 322 amino acids.